GUCCGGAAUGCAAAACAGGUAUUUCAAGGCGGGCGACGCAACAGUUAACGCCGUCCUGCUCGGCGGGUUGUGUUGAGAGUACACAGGUUCAGCGUUACUUCAUGCAAUCUAUGCUGAGGGCGAAGCCGAAUCAGAAUGGACGUCAGGGAAUGGUGCGCCACAUGUAUUCUGACUGUUUUCCCGUGCCUAAAAACUUCAGCCUCUGACAACGAGGGGGUCGGUCAUGAGAAGCGAGACAUUGUGAUCAUUAGAAAUCCCCAUGCGGAGGAGGCACCUACACGGCCACUGCCGCCGGUGCCCCCAAAGGACUCGGGAUCAAUCUACACCGCAUUGUACGACUACACUGCUCGGACUGAGAAUGAUUUGAGUUUUAGGGCCGGGGACAAGCUCGAAGCUCUGGAUAAAAGUGCCGGUGAAUGGUGGUUAGCCAGAGCACUCACUGGAAUCUCUGCCAACGAAAAGGGAUACAUUCCGGCGAAUUAUGUGGCACCCGUGGAGAGUUUGGACGCCGAGCCAUGGUUUUUUCCCGACACAAAGAGAUUGGAUGCGGAGAAGAUGCUGCUUUCUGAAGGAAACCAGCACGGAGCUUUUCUCAUCAGGCAGUGUGAAAGCCAGAAAGGGGAGCUAUCUCUCUCAGUAUUGGACAAUGGAAAGGUUAAACAUUACAAACUGCGGAAACUUGACGGAGGAGGUUAUUAUGUCUCCCGAACAAAAUGUUUUCAGACUCUAAAGGAACUUGUAGAGAACUAUUCCAAAAACGAAGAUGGCCUAUGCGUGCGUCUUGGUGAACCUUGUAAGAAGCUGGAGGCCCCACAGACCCACGGCCUGUCCUACGACACAGUGGACCAGUGGGAGAUCGACCGCGCCUCCAUCCAGCUGAUGAGGAAGCUGGGAGCCGGGCAGUUCGGCGAGGUGCACGAGGGCCUGUGGAACGGCACCACCGCCGUGGCGGUGAAAACCCUGAAACCCGGUACAAUGGACCCUCAAGACUUCCUCAGGGAGGCUCAGAUGAUGAAGACGCUGCGUCACCCCAAACUGAUCCAGCUGUACGCCGUCUGCACACUGCAGGAGCCCAUCUACAUCAUCACCGAGCUCAUGAGGAACGGAAGCCUGCUUGAUUACCUCCAGAAAGACAAAGGAGCCAAGCUGCGCCACCCAGACCUACUAGAAAUGGCCGCCCAAGUGGCUGCUGGGAUGGCAUACCUAGAGCAGCAGAACUACAUCCACCGAGACCUGGCGGCCAGGAACGUGCUGGUCGGGGAGAGCAACACCUGCAAGGUGGCCGACUUCGGCCUGGCCAGAGUCUUCAUGAUGGAUAAUGAAAACGUGUAUGAAGCCAAAGAAGGGACCAAGUUCCCCGUGAAGUGGACGGCGCCUGAGGCCAUCCACGGCCACAAGUUCAGCAUCAAGUCUGACGUGUGGUCCUUCGGCAUCCUCCUGUACGAAAUCAUAACCUUUGGACAGAUGCCCUAUCCAACCAUGACCAACAACCAGGUGGUGCAGAAGCUGUCCACCGGGUACCGGAUGUCCUGUCCGUCAAACUGCCCCGCCGUGCUGUACAACAUCAUGAUGGAAUGCUGGAAGGAGAACGAGCAGGAGAGGCCCACGUUUGAGACCCUGCAGUGGAAGCUCGAGGACUUCUUUGACUUGGACGUGUCGUCUUACGACAAUUCGAGAAGCCAUUAGCGAAGCCGUCGAUGCACAGGUACUCUUUGCAUGCGGUAUCAAAUAACCAAGCUAGAAUUUAAAAAAUUAUUCUUGAACACGGGUGGCAUGUGUGUUUUCUCACUAAUUAACCAUAGAAGUGAAAAGUCAGCGGACCAGACAUUUUUGCACUUUUCUGUUGGCAGUAAGCAUAGUGUGUAUACUUUCAGAAGCGAAGGGCCUAGAAUAUGCUCACUCCAAGGAAUCUGAGAUUUGAGUCAUCACCAUUUUGCUGUUCUUCUUCUUGUUUCAUUCCCUGAAACGUUUUUCGAAAUGAAGAUUAUCUCAGCUAACUGGUUUAAGUCUCAGCCAAAGACCUACAAAUGACAUUUCCUUGGCUAAAAAUAUUUUUGGCUUGCAGGAAGAUUAUCCCAAUUUGGGAAUUGAAUUAUUCUCUCAUCAGUGUAUGUAUGUGUUAUAUUGUGUGUGCUUUUUCUUGCAAUGGGUCUUGACAGAAUAAGCAGACAGGCAGCAAGAUGAUAUGCUAUAGUAACCUUAAAGUGACUUUAUAAUGACCGGAAUAUCAAGAUGACUAUAUUAAAAUUUAAAACAUGUUUUUUUCUCCCGAAAUCGUCAAUGGUAACAUUCUUUAAUAGGUUGCUAGACUGAAAUAUUUCUGCAAAAUCGAUUUGCUUAUGUACAUGUAAAUUAAUAGAAAAACAUUAUUUGGAUGUUCUUAUGUAAUGACUGUUUUUUUAUCUCUUUACAUGUUGAAGAAUACAACUUGUUUUUAGAAAAAUGUGUUGGUAUUUGAAAUGUAAGCUUCAAGUACACAGUUUUUUUUCUAAAUAAAUUCUAAAUUGUUAACUAUGUAUAAAUAUACUGUAUUAACAUAAUAUACUAUGUUAUAUCUGAUUUAACUCCCAAAGACCCUUUAGUCUGCAUUCUGUAAAAUGUAAAAUUUAGAUGUUUAUUAAUUGGCUGUUUGUGUCGGUGCAGUUCACAUGAUUCCUGUGUUGUGUUAGAAAAUCCUUUUGGGAGUAUUGUUUAAAUUUUUGCUGUAUUAAGAGAAUGUCUGUUAAGGUUGUUAAUUAACUUUUAAUUAAAGGUUGUGUAAUUUGUAUGCAACCUUGUUUGUACAUAAUUGUAAAUCAUUUGUUAGAAUUAUUUGGUAAUGCCAAAUUAGUAAUAUAUUUUUGUAGUUUUAAAAAAUUAAACUACUGAAGUGAUUAACCUUUGGGAUUUAUAUUUUUGUUUUUAAUUAAACUACUUAUUUUCAUA
This is a messenger RNA of Anguilla rostrata (American eel), 2925 nucleotides long. It is a transcript of the gene frk, whose product is annotated as fyn-related Src family tyrosine kinase. The coding region runs from base 136 to 1686 and encodes 516 amino acids. The transcript is spliced from 9 exons. The record is from RefSeq and is a predicted model, not a curated record. Gene Ontology annotation, molecular function: non-membrane spanning protein tyrosine kinase activity; signaling receptor binding; ATP binding. NCBI's taxonomy places the organism in Eukaryota, Metazoa, Chordata, Actinopteri, Anguilliformes, Anguillidae. Gene Ontology annotation, biological process: cell surface receptor protein tyrosine kinase signaling pathway; protein phosphorylation; cell differentiation. Gene Ontology annotation, cellular component: extrinsic component of cytoplasmic side of plasma membrane.